AGUGAAAUUAAGACGAGCCAGUGGAAGAGGGAGGGCUAGAAGGAAGAGGAAAAAAAAAGAGAGUGACUGACUGAGAAGAGGGAGGAAGCGAGCGGUGUAGUUUAGUCUGAACUCUCUGCGAAGCUGCUUUCGACGGGAGAAGAAGUUUGACUCACGGCGACGCUGACUGUGCCCUCCGGUUGUUGAUAUCUGUCUGAAAGGCGACCAGCAGCCAAACGCAGCCACCAUGUCGGAUGCAGACAGGUUUCUCUAUGUGGACCGUAAUCUGGUCAACAACCCACUGGCCCAGGCCGACUGGGCCACCAAGAAGCUGAUAUGGGUGCCCUCGGAGCGCUUUGGCUUCGAGGCGGGCUCCCUGAAGGAGGAGCACGGCGACGAGUGCGUGGUGGAGCUGAUAGACUCGAGUAAGAAGAUCAAGGUGAACAAGGAUGACAUCCAGAAGAUGAACCCUCCCAAGUUCAGCAAGGUGGAGGACAUGGCCGAGCUCACCUGCCUGAAUGAGGCGUCUGUUCUGCACAACCUGAAGGAGAGAUACUACUCUGGGCUCAUUUAUACAUACUCUGGGCUCUUCUGUGUCGUCAUAAACCCCUACAAGAACCUACCCAUCUACUCGGAGGAGAUCGUUGAGAUGUACAAGGGCAAGAAAAGACAUGAAAUGCCACCUCACAUCUACGCCAUCACAGACACGUCUUACAGAAGCAUGAUGCAGGAUCGAGAAGACCAAUCUAUUCUUUGCACGGGCGAGUCUGGAGCUGGUAAGACGGAGAAUACCAAAAAGGUUAUCCAGUACCUCGCUCAUGUGGCUUCCUCUCAUAAGACCAAGAAAGAUCAGAGCAGUUUCAUCCUGUCACAUGGGGAGCUGGAGAAGCAGCUGCUGCAGGCUAACCCCAUCCUGGAAGCUUUUGGAAAUGCCAAGACGGUCAAAAAUGACAACUCCUCAAGAUUUGGAAAAUUCAUCAGGAUUAACUUUGAUGUCAAUGGUUACAUUGUUGGUGCCAACAUUGAGACGUACCUGUUGGAGAAAUCCCGUGCCAUUCGCCAGGCCAAAGAGGAGAGGACGUUCCAUAUUUUCUACUACUUGCUCACAGGAGCAGGAGAGAGAUUGCGAAAGGAUCUCCUCCUUGAAAAUUACAACAACUACCGAUUCCUUUCCAAUGGAAAUGUCACGAUCCCGGGGCAGCAGGACAAGGAUCUGUUCACAGAGACCAUGGAAGCCUUUAAGAUCAUGAGUAUUCCAGAGGACGAGCAAAUUGGCUUGUUGAAGGUGGUGGCUUCAGUUCUGCAGCUUGGAAACAUGAGCUUCAAGAAGGAGCGCCACACAGACCAGGCUUCCAUGCCUGACAACACGGCUGCUCAGAAGGUUUGUCAUCUGAUGGGCAUGAACGUCACAGACUUCACCCGGGCCAUCCUGUCACCCAGAAUCAAAGUGGGCCGAGACUUCGUCCAGAAGGCUCAGACUCAAGAACAGGCAGAGUUUGCAGUGGAAGCUCUGGCCAAGGCCACAUAUGAAAGGAUGUUCCGCUGGCUUGUCAUGAGAAUCAACAAAGCUCUCGACAAGACCAAGAGACAGGGAGCGUCCUUCAUUGGCAUCUUGGACAUUGCUGGCUUUGAGAUCUUUGAGCUGAACUCAUUCGAGCAGCUGUGCAUCAACUACACCAACGAGAAGCUGCAGCAGCUCUUCAACCACACCAUGUUCAUCCUGGAGCAGGAGGAGUACCAGAGGGAGGGCAUCGAGUGGAGCUUCAUCGACUUCGGCCUCGACCUGCAGCCCUGCAUCGACCUCAUCGAGAAGCCUGCCAGUCCUCCUGGAAUCCUCGCUCUGCUGGAUGAGGAGUGCUGGUUCCCCAAGGCUACAGACAAGAGCUUUGUGGAAAAGGUGCUCCAGGAGCAGGGCACACACCCCAAGUUCUUCAAGCCCAAGAAACUGAAGGACGAAGCAGAUUUCUGUAUUAUUCAUUAUGCUGGCAAGGUGGACUACAAAGCGGAUGAGUGGUUGAUGAAGAACAUGGACCCGCUGAACGACAACGUGGCCACACUCCUCAACCAGUCCACUGACAAGUUUGUUUCUGAGCUCUGGAAGGACGUUGACAGCAUUGUGGGGCUGGAUAAGGUGUCCGGCAUGUCCGAGAUGCCCGGUGCCUUCAGGACCCGGAAAGGGAUGUUCCGCACCGUGGGCCAGCUGUACAAGGAGCAGCUGUCCAAACUCAUGGCCACGCUGAGGAACACAAACCCCAACUUUGUCCGCUGCAUCAUCCCCAACCACGAGAAAAAGGCUGGUAAACUGGACCCCCACCUGGUUCUGGACCAGCUGAGAUGUAACGGUGUUCUGGAGGGGAUCCGAAUCUGCAGACAGGGAUUUCCCAACCGCAUCGUCUUCCAGGAGUUCAGACAGAGAUAUGAAAUCCUGACUCCCAACUCCAUCCCCAAAGGUUUCAUGGAUGGAAAGCAAGCCUGUGUGCUCAUGAUCAAAGCCCUGGAGCUGGAUACCAACCUGUACCGCAUCGGUCAGAGCAAAGUUUUCUUCAGAGCAGGAGUCCUGGCUCACCUGGAGGAGGAGAGAGACAUGAAGAUCACAGACAUCAUCAUCAGCUUCCAGGCGUGGUGCAGAGGCUACGUGGCUCGCAAGGCGUUUGCCAAGAGACAGCAGCAGCUGACCGCAAUGAGGGUGAUCCAGAGGAACUGUGCUGCCUAUCUUAAACUCAGGAACUGGCAGUGGUGGAGACUCUUCACUAAGGUGAAGCCUCUUCUCCAAGUCAGCAGGCAGGAGGAGGAGAUGCAGGCCAAGGACGAAGAGCUGCACAAAGUGAAGGAGAAGCACUUGUUUGCUGAGCAGCAGCUUCAAGAGUUUUCAGAAAAACACGAUCAGUUGAACGCUGAGAAGAUGGCACUUCAGGAGCAGCUUCAGGCAGAAACGGAGCUCUGCGCCGAGGCCGAGGAGAUGAGAGCACGUCUGGCCGCCAGGAAGCAGGAGCUGGAGGAGAUCCUCCACGACCUGGAGGCGCGUGUGGAGGAGGAGGAAGAGCGCGCCUCUCAUCUGACGUUGGAGAAGAAAAAGAUGCAGCAGAAUAUCUCUGAUUUGGAGCAGCAGCUGGAUGAAGAGGAGGCAGCCAGACAGAAACUCCAGCUGGAGAAGGUCACUUUGGAAGCCAAGAUGAAGAAGAUCGAAGAUGAUGUGAUGAUUUUAGACGACCAGAACAACAAACUACUCAAGGAGAAGAAGUUGAUGGAGGAGAGAAUCUCUGAGUUUACCACCAACCUGGCAGAGGAGGAGGAGAAAUCCAAGAGUCUGCAGAAACUCAAGACCAAACACGAGGCUAUGAUCACAGACCUGGAGG
Messenger RNA from Nematolebias whitei (Rio pearlfish), 3335 nucleotides. RefSeq names its product myosin-9. Gene Ontology annotation, molecular function: cytoskeletal motor activity; ATP binding; actin filament binding. Gene Ontology annotation, cellular component: myosin complex. NCBI's taxonomy places the organism in Eukaryota, Metazoa, Chordata, Actinopteri, Cyprinodontiformes, Rivulidae. The record is from RefSeq and is a predicted model, not a curated record.